GGCGUCCAGAAGAUGCAUGUAACAUUGACAUCCUUAGACCUUAGCCAUAAUAUAUGCAGCCUAUCAGGAAAGUGGUAGGUAAUUUUAAUGUGCCUAUAUAUACAAGCCGAUUUCAAAUAUAUUAACCACAACAAUUCCGAGUCAAGACACUGCAGCAAGAUAAAUAUGGAACAAAAAUCGAAUUCUCCCGUGAAAAGAGCAUCAAGAUCUCCUCACGUCAAACCUCCCUUCACUCUAAGCGAUGUUAAGAAAGCAGUUCCGCCUCAUUGCUUUGAGCGUUCGGCUAUUCGCUCUUUGUCAUACCUUGUCUUCGAUGUCAUCAUCUUAUUCUCUCUUUACCACAUCGCCGCAAACUAUAUCUUAACCUCUGAAUUGGUUCAGUCUUCUAAAUUAUAUCUUGUUACAGCCGGGAUUAUAUAUUCGGUGCUUCAAGGUCUGAUUCUAGCCCGAUUUUGGGUCAUAGGUCAUGAAUGCGGACACAACGCUUUCAGUGAGUACCAAUGGCUCGACGACACAGUGGGAUUCAUCACCCACUCUGUCGUCCUGUUUCCUUACUUUUCAUUCAAGUACAGCCACCAUCGCCACCACUCGAGAACCGGAUCCCUAGAAGAAGAGGAAUUUGAUGUCCCGCUGCUUAAGUCUCAAGUUUCAUUCAUCUUUAAAUACCUCAAAAAUCCAGUAGCAAGAGUAUUGGUUAUUGCCUUGGUUUUAGUUGUUGCGGUGCCUCUAUACUUGCUUGUCAACUUCCGUGGUCGCACUUACGAUCGAUUUGCCUCACAUUUUGAUCCAUACAGUCCAAUGUUUUCACGAAAACAACGCGCGCAAGUCUUGCUUUCCGAUGCUGGAUGUUUUGCCGUGAUCUAUGCAGUUUACAAACUUGCUAUGUUAAAAGGGUUCGCAUCGGCCGCUUUCAUCUACGGAGGACCAUACCUUUUCACAAACGCCAUGCUUAUCAUAGUGGCCGUACUUCAACACACGAACCCUCUGGUACCUUACUAUGAUCACUCCGAGUGGGAAUGGCUAAAGGGAUCCAUGGCUACCAUUGAUAGAGAUUUCGGAAUUCUCAACACGGUGUUUCAUCAGCAACCGAAUACUCACGUAGCGCACCAUCUCUUCCCCAAAAUGCCACAUUACCAUGCAGUGGAAGCCACCAAAGCAUUUAAGCCAAUAUUGGGGGACUACUAUCAGUAUGAUUUUACCCCAUUCUAUAAGUCACUGUGGACUACUCUUAAUGAUUGCGUCUACGUCGAGGAAGAUGAGAAGAACAAAGGAGUAUACUGGUAUAACAAUAAGUUUUGAGCGUCAGGCACUGUGUGAGCUAUUUGACUAAACAAAAUAGCGGUUAAAAUUUUACUUCCCGGGAGUUUGUAAUGCUUUUACUUGGUUUCGAUCAUGUUUUUAAUUUACUCGCGUUGUACUAUGACUGCAGUUAUAAAAUUUGGUGAUGUGAAUUCUUCCAAACCAAACAAA
Messenger RNA from Daucus carota subsp. sativus, 1470 nucleotides. RefSeq names its product delta(12) fatty acid desaturase FAD2-like. Gene Ontology annotation, biological process: lipid metabolic process. Lineage: Eukaryota; Viridiplantae; Streptophyta; Magnoliopsida; Apiales; Apiaceae. The coding region runs from base 88 to 1299 and encodes 403 amino acids. The record is from RefSeq and is a predicted model, not a curated record. Gene Ontology annotation, molecular function: oxidoreductase activity, acting on paired donors, with oxidation of a pair of donors resulting in the reduction of molecular oxygen to two molecules of water. The transcript has 2 exons.